Messenger RNA from Nematolebias whitei (Rio pearlfish), 2863 nucleotides. It is a transcript of the gene chaf1a, whose product is annotated as chromatin assembly factor 1, subunit A (p150). The coding region runs from base 75 to 2663 and encodes 862 amino acids. The transcript is spliced from 16 exons. Lineage: Eukaryota; Metazoa; Chordata; Actinopteri; Cyprinodontiformes; Rivulidae. The record is from RefSeq and is a predicted model, not a curated record. Gene Ontology annotation, cellular component: CAF-1 complex; nucleus. Gene Ontology annotation, biological process: nucleosome assembly.
CAUAUUUUAUGUCUUAACGUGAUCUCGACGGAUGUGUUAAGCUGUUAUACCGUCGAGAGAAGUCCUGGGUUGGGAUGUUGGCGGCGGAAAACUCAUCUGUAGACGGACAUUUGUCAGCGUCGACUCCCCGCAGAAGAGGAAUGGAUUGCAAGUCAAAUAAUAAUGCCAACAGGAAACUAAUCCAAGCUUGUCUCCCUUUUAAGCGCCUGAACACUGAACCAAAAGAAAACCAGCCUCCUAAGCGCCCCUGUGCCAAUGGCUGCCCUGAAGUCACCAACAGGCAGACUGAGAAUGAGUUGUCUCCUCUCUCAGAACGCAGCAGACCACCUCUGGUUAAUGGUCGCGGCCCGCUGGAUGGCUUCCUGAGACGCAAACACCCAGCAUCCUCAGAUGCCAACAUGAUUAUUGAUCUGACCGAGGACAAGAGUUCAUCCCCCGUGAAGUGCCUUGUUUCGCCUCCUCCUACCUCCCCUUGCCCUCCAACUAAAGACAAGCAUCACUGCAAAGACAGAACAAGCAAUCCUGGGAAAUGCAUCAGUGUUAAUAAUGCUGCUAAAACGUGCACUGUAGACUGUGUUAUUACUGAUGAAGAAGAGAAGGAGAAAGAGAACAAUCGCGCACAGUCUGACUCCCAGCUUGACGCAACGCAGGAUCAUGACAGCGAGUCAGAGGAGCAGAACGAGUCUAUAAAUGUUUCCAGUUUGGGAAACGGGUCGACACAGUCUCCUUCAUCAGUCAGCUCCAUGUCUGAAAGCUCACCGGACAAAGCAAAAACUGAUGACUCAACACCUAUAGAGGCACAAACCACCCCGAAGAUCCCAGCAGAACAGAAAAAACUCAAAAGAUGCUCAUUGAAGAGUGUACAAGUACAAGAGGAGAGGCUGCGACUGCGACAGGAGAAAGAACGCCAGAAGGAGGAAGUCAAAGCUGCAAAGCAGAGGCAGAAAGAGGAGGCUCGCAAACUAAAGGAGGAGAAAGAAAGGGAAAAACGAGAAAAAAAGGAGAAGGAAGAGAAGGAAAAGGCUGAAAGGUUAAAAGCAAAAGAGGAUCUGCGGAAAUCUAAGCUAGAAGCCAAACUGGAAGAGAAACGUAAGAAGGAGGAGGAGAAAAGAGUAAAGGAUGAGGAAAAACGUUUGAAAGAAGAGAAGGAUCGUCUGAAAGCUGAGAAAGCAGAAAUUACACGGUUUCUCCAGAAAUCAAAAAUCCAACAGACGCCAAAGACACUUGCAGCAGCGUGUGGAAAGUUUGCUCCAUUCGAGAUUAAAGAGAACAUGUCACUGGCACCGCUGACUCGGGUCCAAUGUGAGGAGUCGGUUCUGGAAAAACUGGAUCUGUGUUUGUUACAGCCAGCCGAAAAUUCAAAUGGACUUUCAGAUUGGAUCAAACAAAAACCCAGACGAUCAGGACCCAUCAGAACCAGACAGGCGCGCUCUCUCAGGGACUGUGUAAUAGUUGAAGAGUCAAAACCAGAAAACAUACCAGACCAAAAAUGCUACGGUGCGAUGAAGCUGCUGCAGUUCCAUGAAAACUACCGUCCAGCAUACUGGGGCACCUGGAGUAAAAAAAGUUCACAUAUCUCACCUCGGUGCCCCUUCAGACAAGACAUGGAUAUAUUUGACUAUGAGGUCGACAGUGAUGAAGAGUGGGAGGAAGAUGAACCAGGAGAGUCUUUGUCUCAUAGUGAAGGAGAAGAUGAAGACGGAGGUGAUGAUGAAGAGGAUGACGAUGAUGGCUUUUUUGUUCCUCAUGGCUAUCUCUCAGAUGAUGAAGGGGCCCUGGAGGAAGAGGAGGGUGGGGACCUGGAGAAACAAAAGAUGCGACAGACGCUUAAAGCCAGAGAGUGGGACGAGCUGAUGUCCAGCAAGAAGAUGAAGGUGCUGGAACCUGUAGUGAGAGGCUGCAUCUGGGAGGGAGAAGGACCGGGUUUAGAAGCCUUGCAGCUUCAUGCUGUGUGUCUGGUGGAGCCGUUACCCACAGCAGACUCCAGUCCCAGUCCAGAGGAGCUGUUGCAGAAAGGUCUCAGAGAAGAGCAAUUGCUUGGCCAGCUGCUCCCUCUGCUACAUGGAAAUCCCAACAGCAGCAAAGUGAUCAUCAACGAGUUUCAGGAGUUCCAUCGUCGACAAAACUCCUCAUCACUUUCUGAUCCGUCCAGUCCUCAGAGCUCAGCAGAAAAUAUUCCCACCAGAAUUCAGCUGAAGCGUCUCAUUAAGAAGAACGCUGUCUAUGAGAAGCGCUCGUCCUUCAGGCGGUGCUGCUGGUACGUGCACACAGAGGUCCUGUCUCAAUUUUGCUUGGAGCAUCUCCCCGUUCCCUGCCAGUGGACCCACGUCACAAUGGGAGCUCGAGAGGAGUCUCGUGAAGAAGCCCAGGCAGCCACAGGCUCUCGGGGAAACUCCCCCACAGCACCUCAUACAUCUGCAGUUCACUCAUCCCACAACAAGAGGAAGAGCACCGGCAGCCUGCCAAUCACCAAGUUCAUGAAGAGAUUUACUUCCUCUGAGCAGACUGAAGCAGAUGGUUUUCAGGCUGACACUGAGGAAGACUGUAAUGAAGACUGCGUCAUCAUCUCUACACAAAGUGGUACCAAAAGAGAGGACCCCUCUGAGGGAGAUGGUCUGAUGGAGGUCACCCCCUCGGCUUCAGAUGCAGUCUCUUCGGCCUGAGGACCGAUGAGACUUUUCACCAGAACCACACUGAUUAUAUUUUCCCAUUAACGCACCCGACCUGGUGCUAAACUCUGCGAUCAAAACCGAGUCCUCAAGAAAAAAGAAGCACCCUGCAUGAAACAAAAGCACAUCAGUCUUGGUAUUUUGACUCAUCUCACCCCUCCCUAUGCUUUUUGUUUCAAAACAUUUGAUUUAAA